Messenger RNA from Hypoxylon trugodes, 1313 nucleotides. Its product is annotated as Protoglobin-domain-containing protein. Gene Ontology annotation, molecular function: heme binding; oxygen binding. The record is from RefSeq and is a predicted model, not a curated record. The transcript has 3 exons. Bases 326 to 1150 code for a protein of 274 amino acids. NCBI's taxonomy places the organism in Eukaryota, Fungi, Ascomycota, Sordariomycetes, Xylariales, Hypoxylaceae.
UUUUUACCGCUAGGUCAGCCCAGAACAAACAUGCCCAACACGAUGGUUCGAUGGUCCCACACAAUGUCAGGCCAUCAUCGCUUCAUUUCUAGUGUGCGGGCUGAAGUUAGGGAGCGUUUGGACACUCUGGUUCAACGUCAUCGUGUAGAGUUGUUUAAUACAUAAUAUAAUUCUACCACAGCAAUCUGUUCGGGUAAUUGCUGCUGUUAACUUGCUGUUGUUUAUUUUGAUUAGACUGACAUUAUUAUAAGAGCAAGCUCGCACAAUAUCAUCGGUAGAAAAUCAUCAAGAAAUUACAGCACCAAAUUUAGGUGCUUUAUUCAAAAUGGGGCCCCUAGCACGUCCUAGACAGCAUAUUGACCGAAAAGAUUUAUACACCAACCUCGAAGCACGAAUCCAAUAUCUUCACUCUUUCAUUGAUUUCAGUUCAAACGAUAUCGAAGCCUUAAUAUCGGGUUCCAAGUACAUAAAACAGCUUAUUCCCGCAAUCGUUAAUAUUGUCUACCAAAAGUUGCUACAAUAUGAUAUCACAGCGCGUGCAUUGGAGACUCGGAGCACAAGCUAUGAGGGGCCAGUGGACGAUAACCUCAACGAAAGCAGCCCGCAGAUCUUGCAUCGCAAGAUGUUCCUAAGAGCUUACCUCGCGAAAUUGUGUUCCGAUCCCAGUACCAUGGAAUUCUGGGAAUAUCUAGAUAAAGUUGGCAUGAUGCAUACGGGACGCGGACGUGAGCAUCCCCUGCACGUCGAAUAUGUCCACAUUGGCGCAUGUCUUGCCUUCAUCCAAGAUACACUAACGGAGGCACUUCUUUCUCACCCACGUUUACGAAUGGACAAAAAGAUUGCGUUGGUUAAGGCCAUCGGCAAGGUCAUUUGGGUCCAGAACGACCUGUUUGCUAAGUGGUAUGUGCGCGACGGUGACGAAUACGCCAACGAGAUGGAGAAGCAGGAGGUCGAAGCCGAAGGAUUUUUGCAUGGCAAAAAGAUAUUGGAAGACAUCGAGGAAGGGAUACCAUCUUCGCCGACCUGCCCAUUUUCGGGUUUCUCUGCUACGGCGAAGGCUGAUGCUUGCAGUGGAUGCGGAGAUAAGACAGAAAACCAGAAUGGUUGUUCGACAGCAUUGCCGUUACGACCGCAUGUCGAAACAAAUUGAGGGGUGAGGUUUUUCUCAUGUUGGGCUAGGUUUGGGGGGGGUUAUAGGGGAGACGGCAUCAAGGUUAAUGGGAUACUACAUGUUUAUACUUAUUAUUGCCACUAAAAUAUACCGUCUACUACCUGUAUUUACAGAGGUUCCUAAAGAAGAUCCAUCAGUCGCG